UCCACCGGUCACACCUACCUUAACCCACCUUUUUCCGAUUGUCUGAAGCCAAAUAUUGCUUUUGGUAAUGGCUUCUGCUCUUCCUCCAACUUUCUUUUCCCUGCUGCUGCUGCUCUUUCCAAUUUCUGCUAUUGCUCAAACUAGUCGUAACAUCACCGUGGGUAGUUCUUUGUCUGCAACUGAUGAUAACUCGACAUGGCUUUCUCCUUCUGCUGAUUUUGCCUUUGGAUUUCACAGACUCAACAACAGUGAUUUCUUCCUGCUCUCUAUUUGGUAUGACAAGAUACCGGACAGAACCUUCGUUUGGUAUGCAAAUGGAGAUCGCCCUGCUCCAAGAGGAUCAAAAGUGGGACUAAGUUCUGAUCGUGGAUUAGUUCUCACUAGCCCACAAGGCGAAGAGUUAUGGACAUCUCAGAACCUUACUGGUGUUGUUGCCUCUGGUGUGAUGAACGAUACUGGCAACUUUGUGCUCCGAGAUAGCAGCUUCAAUAAGGUAUGGGAAAGCUUCCUGUAUCCUGCCGAUACUAUCUUACCUACACAGAAGAUGGAAAGGGGAGGGUUCCUUUCAUCUCGACAAUCAGAGACCAAGUUUUCCAAAGGAAGGUUCCAGCUUCGUUUCGUUCAAGACGGGAAUAAGCAAAAGAUCAUAGAGGUUGGUACUCUUGUGCUCAAUACCAUAAACUUGCCCACCAAUGAACCUAAUACUCCUUAUUAUGAAAAAGAAAGUACUGUUGAAGGUAAUGCAUCAAAUCCCGGUAAACAAUUUGUUUUUGAUGAGUCUGGAUAUAUGUAUAUCCUUAAAGAGAAUGAGGAACGUAGCAUUCUAUCACCGGAAAUUCUCUCUUCAGAAAAUUCAUAUUUUAGAGCUACUCUCAAUUUUGAUGGUAUUUUCAUUCUGUAUUCUUACCCGAAGAUAAACAGUGUUUUCCAGGAGAAUGAGAAGGAAUUCAAUGCUGAAGUAAAUAUAAUUGGUAAGACACAUCACAAGAACCUGGUUAGACUACUUGGCUUCUGUGAUGAGGAACGACAACGGUUGCUGGUAUAUGAGUUCCUGAGCAAUGGCACUUUAUCUGGUUUCCUUUUUGGAGAUUCAAAACCAGAUUGGGAAAGGAGAAUCAAAAUUGCUUUCGGGGUUGUGAAAGGACUCUUGUAUUUACACGAAGAGUGCAGCACCCAAAUAAUCCACUGCGACAUAAAGCCUCAGAACAUACUCCUUGAUGAAUAUUUCAACGCAAGAAUUUCUGACUUCGGAUUAGCAAAGCUGUUGAUGAUGAAUCAGAGCAAAACCCAUACCGCCAUUAGAGGAACAAAAGGGUACGUUGCACCUGAAUGGUUCAGGAACAUGCCAAUCACAGCUAAAGUCGAUGUGUAUAGCUUUGGGGUGAUGCUUCUAGAGAUCAUUUGCUGUCGAAAAAGCGUGGACAUGGAAUCUGAGGGAGAGGACAGAUCAAUCUUAACUUAUUGGGCUUAUGACUGCUUUCAAGAAGGGACACUGGAUGCUCUGGUAGAUUAUGACAUGGACGACAUGGUGAAGCUUGAGAGAUUUGUGAAGGUUGCCAUUUGGUGUAUUCAAGAAGACCCGACUCUUAGACCCACUAUACAGAAGGUUUCCCAGAUGCUGGAAGGAGUUCUGGAUGUACCGGUUCCACCCUGCCCAUUUCCUUAUGCCUCUAGUACUAUAGUUACUGCAAAUUGACGCCAGCAUUUCUCAGUUAUUGUAUAGUUUUGGUAUUUAGUUCUAUUCAAAGAAUUAUCUCUUUCUAUUCAGACCGAGCAUUAAUACG
Molecule: messenger RNA, 1784 nt
Organism: Juglans regia (Persian walnut)
Lineage: Eukaryota; Viridiplantae; Streptophyta; Magnoliopsida; Fagales; Juglandaceae
Product: G-type lectin S-receptor-like serine/threonine-protein kinase RLK1
Exons: 2
Coding region: 68-1696 (542 amino acids)
Biological process (GO): protein phosphorylation
Molecular function (GO): ATP binding; protein kinase activity
Source: RefSeq, a predicted model, not a curated record